UGGAUAACAAGACAUAUCUUAUUCGGCUUCAAAAACCUGAUUUUAAAGCUACACUGUUACUUGAAUCUGGUAUACGUAUUCACACAACAGAAUUUGAGUGGCCUAAGAACAUGAUGCCAUCUAGUUUUGCCAUGAAGUGCCGGAAACAUUUGAAGAGUCGGAGAUUGGUCAGUGCAAAGCAGCUUGGUGUGGAUAGAAUUGUGGAUUUCCAGUUUGGAAGUGACGAGGCUGCUUAUCACUUAAUCAUUGAGCUCUACGAUAGGGGGAACAUUGUUCUUACAGAUUAUGAGUACCUAAUUUUAAAUAUCCUAAGGUUUCGAACUGAUGAAGCAGAUGAUGUUAAGUUUGCUGUUCGUGAACGCUAUCCCAUAGAUCAUGCCAGAGCUGCUGAGCCUUUGAUGACUUUGGAAAGGUUGACUGAGGUAAUAGCAGGUGCUCCUAAGGGUGAGCUGCUGAAGAGAGUUCUUAACCCAUUACUUCCCUAUGGGCCAGCUCUUAUUGAGCACUGUCUUAUAGAAAAUGGAUUCUCUGGCAAUGUUAAAGUGGAUGAAAAGCUUGAAAGCAAAGAUAUUGAAAAGAUACUGGUUUGUGUGCAGAGUGCAGAAGACUAUUUGAAAAAAACAUCCAACUUCAAUGGGAAGGGCUAUAUAAUUCAGAAAAGAGAGGUAAAACCAAGCCUGGAUGCAAAUAAACCAGCUGAAGACAUACUCACGUAUGAGGAAUUUCAUCCUUUCUUGUUUUCUCAACAUUUACAAUGUCCAUAUAUAGAAUUUGAAUCAUUUGACAAGGCUGUGGAUGAAUUUUAUUCCAAGAUAGAAGGUCAGAAAAUUGACUUAAAAGCUUUACAACAGGAAAAACAAGCACUGAAGAAAUUAGAUAAUGUCCGAAAGGAUCAUGAAAACAGAUUAGAAGCUCUUCAGCAGGCUCAGGAAAUUGACAAACUGAAAGGGGAGCUCAUAGAGAUGAACCUGCAGAUAGUUGACAGAGCCAUUCAGGUAGUCCGAAGUGCAUUAGCCAACCAGAUAGAUUGGACAGAAAUUGGAGUGAUUGUGAAAGAAGCACAAGCUCAAGGAGACCCUGUUGCUAGUGCAAUCAAAGAACUAAAGCUGCAAACAAACCAUGUUACGAUGCUACUACGAAAUCCAUACUUGUUAUCAGAGGAGGAAGAUGGUGAUGGUGAUACCAGCAUUGAGAACACUGAUGCUGAAGCACCAAAAGGGAAAAAAAAAAAGCAAAAGAACAAGCAGCUGCAGAAGCCUCAGAAGAACAAGCCGCUGCUUGUCGAUGUGGACCUCAGCCUGUCAGCCUAUGCCAAUGCCAAAAAAUAUUAUGACCAUAAGAGAUAUGCUGCUAAAAAAACACAGAGGACUGUUGAAGCUGCUGAGAAGGCAUUCAAAUCAGCAGAAAAGAAAACAAAGCAAACCUUAAAAGAAGUGCAAACAGUUACUUCUAUCCAAAAAGCAAGAAAAGUGUAUUGGUUUGAGAAAUUUCUGUGGUUCAUUAGUUCAGAGAACUAUCUAAUUAUAGGUGGUCGGGAUCAGCAGCAGAAUGAGAUCAUUGUGAAAAGAUACUUAACACCAGGAGACAUUUAUGUACAUGCUGAUCUUCAUGGAGCUACCAGCUGUGUAAUUAAGAAUCCAACAGGAGAACCCAUCCCUCCACGGACUUUGACAGAAGCAGGCACAAUGGCACUUUGCUACAGUGCUGCUUGGGAUGCACGUGUUAUCACUAGUGCUUGGUGGGUGUACCAUCAUCAGGUGUCUAAAACAGCACCAACAGGAGAAUAUUUAACAACAGGAAGCUUCAUGAUAAGAGGAAAAAAGAAUUUCCUUCCUCCUUCAUACCUAAUGAUGGGGUUUAGCUUCCUUUUUAAGGUAGAUGAGUCUUGUGUCUGGAGACAUCGAGGUGAACGAAAAGUCAGAGUGCAGGAUGAAGACAUGGAGACACUGACAAGCUGCACAAGUGAACUCAUGUCAGAAGAAAUGGAACAACUAGAAGGGGGCGACAGCAGUGAAGAAGAGACUGAGGAAUUACAUGGGACGCCUGGAGAGGUAGAACUCAUGACUCAGGUUGAUCAAGAGGACAUUGCUAUUCACGGUGGGAGAGAUGAACUAAGCUCUGAGGAUGAAGAAGCCAAAGCAGUUACAAAAGAUCAAGAGCCCAUUGGUGAAAUGAAGGUAGAGGAAGAAGAUAACUUUGAAUAUCCUGAUACUACCAUUGACUUGUCCCAUCUUCAGUCCCAAAGGCCUCUACAGAAACUGGCUCCAAGAGAAGAAUCUUUGAAUUCAAAUGACAGUAAAUCACAGAGCCGAAGACAUUUGUCAGCCAAGGAGAGAAGAGAAAUGAAAAAGAAAAAGCUCCCAUGUGAUUCAGGGGAUUUAGAAGUGAUAGAAGAAAAGGACAAAGAAAGAGAAAGUGCUGUGCACACUGAAGCUUACCAGAACACAAGCAAAAAUCUGGCAGCUGGACAGCCAAUGAAGAGAGGACAGAAGAGUAAAAUGAAAAAAAUGAAGGAAAAAUACAAAGACCAGGAUGAUGAAGAUCGUGAACUUAUUAUGAAAUUGUUGGCAUCUGCAGGUUCGAACAAAGAAGAUAAGGGGAAGAAAGGAAAGAAAGGAAAAACAAAAGAUGAACCUGUGAAGAAAGUCCCACAGAAACCCAGAGCUGGACAGCGGGUUUUAGAUGUUGUUAAAGAAACUCCAUCCCUUCAGGUUUUAUCUCAUGACUUACAAGACUUAGCUGUAGAUGAUCCACAUGAUGACAAGGAAGAACACGAUCUGGAUCAGCAGGGAAAUGAGGUAGGAUUUGAAUACAAAGUGAAACUUACGCCUGGAGUUCAGAAAAAAGGAAAAGCUGCAAAGACAGCCUUGGCCAGUUUCAUGCACUCCAAAGAAGCAACAGCAAGAGAAAAAGACUUAUUCCGAAGUGUGAAGGACACAGAUUUAUCAAGAAACAUUCCUGGAAAAGUGAAAGUGUCUGCACCUAAUCUUCUGCAUGUAAAAAGAAAAUAG
This is a messenger RNA of Mastomys coucha (southern multimammate mouse), 3011 nucleotides long. RefSeq names its product nuclear export mediator factor (gene Nemf). Bases 111 to 3011 code for a protein of 966 amino acids. Gene Ontology annotation, biological process: ribosome-associated ubiquitin-dependent protein catabolic process; rescue of stalled cytosolic ribosome. The transcript is spliced from 31 exons. Gene Ontology annotation, molecular function: tRNA binding; ribosomal large subunit binding. The record is from RefSeq and is a predicted model, not a curated record. Gene Ontology annotation, cellular component: RQC complex. NCBI's taxonomy places the organism in Eukaryota, Metazoa, Chordata, Mammalia, Rodentia, Muridae.